Molecule: messenger RNA, 3881 nt
Organism: Polyodon spathula (Mississippi paddlefish)
Lineage: Eukaryota; Metazoa; Chordata; Actinopteri; Acipenseriformes; Polyodontidae
Product: ADP-ribosylation factor GTPase-activating protein 2-like
Exons: 16
Coding region: 36-1637 (533 amino acids)
Biological process (GO): COPI coating of Golgi vesicle
Molecular function (GO): GTPase activator activity
Source: RefSeq, a predicted model, not a curated record
UAGCUCGGAGAGUGGUUGUGCAGAAAGGAAGCAAGAUGGCGUCGGAGCCGGACAAGACCGAAAUUCUAACAAUUUUCAAGCGACUCAGAUCUAUUCAGACAAAUAAGUCUUGUUUUGAUUGUGCUGCUAAGAAUCCAAGUUGGGCCAGUAUAACCUAUGGCGUAUUCUUGUGUAUUGACUGCUCUGGGAUCCACCGCUCAUUGGGAGUGCAUCUCAGUUUUAUCAGAUCUACAGAGUUGGAUUCUAAUUGGAAUUGGUUUCAGCUGAGAUGUAUGCAGGUUGGCGGCAAUGUAAAUGCGGCAGCUUUUUUCCAACAGCAUGGCUGCACAACUAAAGACACAAAUGCCAAGUACAACAGCAAAGCCGCACAAAUGUACCGUGAGAAGAUCAGGCAGCUAGCAAACGUAGCACUCUCAAAAUAUGGAACUGAUCUAUGGAUUGACAGUCCAGGUGGAACGCAAGUGCUAAGUCGUGAAAAUAAAGAUGCAGAUUUCUUUGCAGAACACACUCAGUCUUUGAGCAGCUGGGAUAUGGCCUCUACAUUGACAGAUCAAAAUUCUGCUGGGAGCCUGCUGGUUGCAGAAGAACCCCCAAAACAGGAAGAAAACUUGAACAAUCAACCCGAACAAGGUCCCAGCAUUGAAGGGCUUGGCACAUCUCCCAAAGCAACAAUUGAAGUGAAGCCUUCAAUCAUUGGAAAAAAAAAGCCUGUUGCAGCAAAAAAAGGGCUGGGUGCUAAAAAGGGACUGGGUGCUCAGAAAGUAAGCAGCCAGAGCUUCAGCGAGAUAGAACGACAGGCACAGGUAGCAGAGAAGCUGAGAGAGCAGCAGGCCACUGAGGCUAAGAAGCAGGUCGAAGAGUCAAUUGUUGCUUCAAUGCGUCUAGCCUACCAGGAGCUACAAAUCGACAGGAAAAAGGAAGAUAUGAAAAUCCAGAGUUUGGAAAUUAAAAAAAGAGAACAGGCUGAGAGGCUUGGAAUGGGAUUUGGAACAAGAAGUGCGGUGUCCCAUUCGGUGCUGUCAGAGAUGCAAGUAAUUGAGCAGGAGACCCCAGUUGCAGCCAAGUCCACUCGCUCUAAGCUGGAUAUGUUUGAUGAACCAGGAUUUACAGCUGGACCUCCAAAGUAUAAGGAUAACCCAUUCUCUUCAGGGGAUGACUUUGGUUCACGAUGGGAUUCUGAUUCCACCUCCUCUUUCUCCUCUUGGGGUCUCGACAAGGAAGAGCCAAAGGAGGCUGAAUUUACUAUUUCUAGCAUUCAGCCAAUUGGGGAAAGGCUACCAAGCAGGCGAAAGCCAGACAGCAAUGUUACCGUUGUGGAGUCGAGCGAGGCACGUCAGAAGUUUGCCAAUGCUAAAGCCAUUUCAUCUGACAUGUUCUUUGGGAGAGAGAGUGAUGCAGAGUACGAGGCAAAGACUCGGUUGGAGAGGUUAUCUGGAAAUUCUUCCAUUAGUUCUGCAGAUCUGUUUGGGGAUGGGAGCGAUGGGUCUUCUACAGGGGCUUCAUCUUAUGAUAGCGUGCUUCCAACUGGCCCCGAUAUUGCCCAGUUUAAACAGGGUGUGAAGACGGUUGCAGGAAAAAUGGCAGUACUUGCUAAUGGGGUGAUGAAUACAAUUCAGGAUCGUUACAGCUCUUAUUGAAAAACUGAGACUUCAGAAUCUGAACAUAGAGAAGAACCAGACACACUGUUCACCUGUUUUGUUUCUCUCUUCUUCUUUUUUUUUUCUUAGUAUUAUUUUAAACCUGGCUGAUUUGGUUUGUUUUAAGAAAAUAUAUAUUUUUUGACAGCUUCUGGUCAAAGCUGAAAAAUUGUUUAUUAAAACAAAAUUCGUAAAGCAGUUUGAUCUCAGCGAACACCUUUUGUGUGUAAUUUACAAAAAUGUAAAAAUGCCUAAAACAUAAAAUUGAGUUAAGACAAGUAUUUGUCCUAGGAUUCUGUUUUUGCCACAUCAAAAAUACUGUGAUAACCCUUUCACUGCCUAAAUAAGGACUCAAGUUAUUGGUAACUAUGUACAUUUCUGCCAUAUUUAUCUGCUAUGAAAAUAGUGUUAAGGUGAUGAUUUGGAGUGAUAUUCUAAAAAAGUUUUAUUUUUAAAUCAUUUUUAUAAUAUGGUUUAAGUACUGUACAAUAGUGCAAUUUGGUUGCUGUACUGAGAGGAAUAGUUUCUUGCAGUAGUUAAUCAAAUAACCAUUGUUUAAAAGUUACAUAUAUUUUUUAUUAAACUGUUUGGCUACUAUUAUCAACGUUGGUUUAAGGAUAAUAUUACAAACAACCUUAUUUAUUCAUUACUUUUAAUUUAUAACAUGUACAACUGGUACAUAACCAUAUAUAUAUAUAUAAUUUCUAUUUUCUGGUUCGAACAACCAGGUCCAUGCUGAUUUUAGCUUAACAUUUUUUUUCUAUCCUGUAUAUCCCUUCAGUUGCAGUUGCUUUCAUGUCUAUUCCAUGAUACAAAACUAGCCACCUCUUGUCAGUGCAGAAUUAACAGAAAUCCUUCAAACAAAAGCAACAUUCAGAACGACAGUCUCUAAUAUACCAACUAACACUGCGGUGGCGAUCAGGAAUUGUCAUAUCUUUGGAGUGCUGACAGGAGCAAAAUGCAGUCUUAACGGGGCAGGAUUACAUUUUUAUUUUUGCUGCUAAAAUUUGGAGGAACCCUCCUAUAUGUAACCUGUGAGUCCUCCUGAAGUAUUCAAUAAGAACUUUAAACCACUGCUUUUUAAAGAGAUACAAGUUACUCAAAGAACCUGCAAUGGAUUGCCAAAGAUGAGGCUGUAAUUCCUUUAUAGGUUAAAAAUCAUACCUUUUUUAAUGCUGUACUGUUGACUAUGCUUGUCACAUGGCAUUCAAGGUAUAUUUUCUAGCUUAAUUUUUCAGCUUUUAUGCCCUUAACAUUUUGGAACAGAAUAGUUCACUGUGGGUGUGUGCUUAAACACACAAUCACAUACAAAUCACAUACAUAUAUACCCUGUUGAGUUUUUGUCAGGAACUUGAACAUGUAUAAUGCCUUGGUUAAAAAGCAAUUUGUUUUGUGUGUGUGUGUGUGUGUGUUAUAUCCUUCAUAGAAUACCUGAACGUUGGCAAAAUGUGUAAUAAACACCAAAGUCCUAAACUGGAUACCCCUUUAUUCUCACAGUAUUGUAUCAGCUGUCAUGUCUUGCCUGUUCCAUCAUAUAUAUAUAUGUAAUAUUUCAAUUGUUUGGGCUCCCAGUCCAGAAGGGCUAAAGAAAUUUAAAGUGAUGUUUUUCUAUUGCCUUGUCAUUUGUAAAUAUUCUAAAGUGUUUUAGCAAGCAGUAAAAGUUCUGGCUUUGAAAAACCAAGCAUGCUUUUUUGAGUGUUUUCCCGGUUACACAAGUUAAAUAGUGAAAACCCUCUGCGUGGAACAGCUGAGGGUGCCAAAUGAAAUGCUGAGGAUUUUAUGAAGCCAUUCGACUGUCUGAUGUCAUGUAACAAUUGAACUGGCAGUAUCAGAUGUUGUAGUGGUAACUCGAAGUACAAUCUGACGAGAGCUUUCACUUGUGUAUUAGCAAUAGUAGGAUCUUUUUUUUUUUUCCCCUUGUCCUGAACAUUAUCUACAUUUUUUUUUUUUAAGUAUUAAAAUAUAGCCUUCCAUUCUUCUUGCCAAGGACUGGGGAGAUUUAAAUGUGUUAAUAUAUUUGCCACUUUGCAGUGAUAACUUUCUUCCUCAGGGAUGGUACAUAACUAUGUUUCAUCCCUACUUUGUAUUGAUGGUAAUGUUGCCCUGCCUGACACUGUGACCAACUGUGAUUUUAAAAAAAAAAAAAAAAAAAAAAAAACUUCUCUCCCAAACAAAUACAUUUUAUUGUAGGUGGCAUGUACAAACCAUUGCUUAAUUGUCAAUAAAAAUGUAAAUCUGUUCCAA